Molecule: messenger RNA, 2527 nt
Organism: Candoia aspera
Lineage: Eukaryota; Metazoa; Chordata; Lepidosauria; Squamata; Candoiidae
Gene: CCDC190
Product: coiled-coil domain containing 190
Exons: 4
Coding region: 310-1203 (297 amino acids)
Source: RefSeq, a predicted model, not a curated record
AACGAGCAACAACAGCUACAAAGGGAUUUCCAUGAAAGGCUGAGAACAUGCUGAUGUCACUUGCUCUGCAGGCAGCCGGAGCUGCUGAAAGAUUCUGCUCUUGCCUUCCCAGCUGCGGGCACUUUCUUCAUUUGCUCUUCUUUUGAAGGGGACAGGAGACAAGCAAAUGGCAGUCUUUCUUGUCCCUUUGGAUCACGCUGGGACGAUAAUUUCCACACACAGCUUCACAUUCGUCUUGCGCAAAAGAGCAUUCUUCACCUCGACAAGAAUUCUACAACCGAUAACCAUCGUCUGUAGCCAAAGAUAAGCAUGGCAGAGGGAGGGGCUUCAAGGCGCUGGGAGGCAAAGAGACGGGAUGUCAAGAGGGCAGAGGCCAGGCUCAGCCAGGGGCUGCGCAGCUUGGAAGAAGCCCGGCUCUACUGUUUGAAUGCCAUGACCAAGGAACAGCAGCGACUCCAGCAGGAACUCCUAAGGUUACAGAAAAGUGAGGGCUGCUCCAAGCAGAAAUACUCAGUGGGCACUGGACACAUUAACCUUCAAGCAACUUUUCCGCUAUCUCCUCCUCUGGCAGGGCAGAAUUCUGGUGGCUUUCAUUAUUCAGGACUGCGAGCCCGAAGGAAAACGUUGCCUAAGACUGGAGAGCUUUCAUGGACAAAGCAGUCUUCCUUCCAUCCAUGGAGACUCAGUGGAGAUGUCUCUGGUUAUGAAGGAAAGAGAAAAGGGCACUUACCACCCUUGGAGGUCAAAGACCCAAAUGUGGUUGAUGACAGGGACAUGACUAGCCUUAAAGACUCCAUGGCUAAGCAGCUAAAUAUUUCAGCAGAGUCUGUGGACAGGAAGGACAUUGAUAUCACAGAAGAGCGAGAAAAAGACUCCAUGAAAGAAGAGCCAAGGGAUUCUCAAGCCAAAGAUACCACUACCAUCACCAAGCACAUGAACCUCCCUGUGAAGCGAAGACCUUCUCUGGAUCGUGAGAGGCUGAUCAUGGAUCCUGAGGCCUAUGCUGCAGAUGGACACCUCAGGACUAUGUACAGCAGGCCUGAUUUCCUCAAGUCUUAUGGUGAAGUUAGGAAUGCCCGCUAUAUCCGGCACAAGGGUCUUCCAGCCUGGGAAAAGGAACUCAGCCUUCAAGAUAUAUUUGGGCACAAAAAAGCCAUGGGGCAUUCCUCCCAGGAACAGGUUGAUGCCAAAGCAAAGCCCUAAGCAGGCAGAACAGCCAGAUCUAGCAAAGCAAAGCAAAGCAAAGCAAAGCAAAGCAAAGCAAAGCACCAAGAGGCCUCUGUAGAUAAGGCUGAAGAGACCAGAUCAUUUAGUUACUUCCAACAGGCAAGCUAAAUGCAGCCUGUGCUGUGGCUUGGUCUCAGACUGGCAGCAAAAACGAGUCUUUUAUCAAGCCUCUGGGGGGCUGCUAUACACAAGGACAAGUGGUGAGAAAAUAGAGUAAGAGGGGAAGGGGGUGAGGAUUAAGGGGAGAUGGAAGACUCUAGGGUGUAUAAAAAUCUGCUUCUUUGGGAACAUAUAAAUUGAGAUCAAUGAGUAUGUACAUAAAAAAUUCUACCAAAUGACUUAGUUUUAGCAGGAGUAGCAAUCAAAUCACUCUCAUUCUAAACCACACUGAUUAUAUGAAGGGAGUUUGGGGAAGGAAUAUGAAUGAGGAAUGGGCUUUAGUUCUGGAACUCAAAUUCUGGUGCUCAGAAGAAACUGGUAAUUCUAAGCAUAUUUUGUUCAUUAGGUUCCAAUUGGUAGAUGUUGGAGUUCUUCUAAAAAUUCAGAGUAAAUUGAAAUAGAUAACAUAGUCCAAAAAUUAGGGCAGAUGUUGUACCUAUGAGUUCUGCAUUUUAAACUCAAUCUGAAUACAGAAGAUGCAGACUGAACAACUCAUGAAUAAAGUCUGCAGGUAUCAGAUUAAAUUUAACAUUCUAGGGUGAAGAAACAGUAACUUGCCCUUUUGUUCUAAAAACAAUGGUAGCCUAUAAUUCCCCCCCUCCCCAGCUGAUACUACACUUCUGAUAACCCCAGCCUUAUCUCCAAGAAAAUAAGACUUCCAUUCUCCUUCAUUAGCAAUGUUUGGUUAGGAGAAUCAGUUCAUUCAGUGCAGAUUCACACUGGGGAUGAUAAAAUUGAAGAUAAACAAAUUAGGAUACAACACUUCAGUUAAAUUCUGUUAUAAAUUGCCAUUUCAAUUUCAUGUAACAACCAUUAUCUUUUUUCAUCAGCAUUUGAAAACUCUUAUUAAUAUGUGUGGGCUUUCAAAUGUAAUGGAGGAAAUGGAGCCUGGGAAAUAUAUUUAGUAUUUAUUAUCAAAGAAUGCUCUGGGAAAUGGAUGGUUCUGUUUAAGUGAUUCAUUCAGUGUACUAUACUGUCUUUAGUGAACAUGAUCAUUGGUUUGAGCCCAUGUGAUACAUCUUCAUUUUCUGAAGCUAAGAAGGCCUGGACCUGGUCAAAGAUUGGGUGGGGGAGCACCUGGGAAUACUCCCAAUGCCACAUCUGAUUUGCAAACUAUUUAAAUAAAUAUACACAACAAACA